UAAGAUAUAUAAAAGUGAGGAUUAACCUCGCUAGGCUUGAUAAUAAAGUGCUUUGAACUUAAUAUACUAUCAUCUAGUAAAACAGAAAAGGAAUUUUCUUUUUAAUCAGUGUACGUUUAUCUGUUAUCAAUUGUGGCCGAAACUGAAUUUGUUUUAAUAUAGUGACGCUCAUUCAAAUGGUACAUAUAUGCAGUGUAUUUCGCUACAAAACUGAAAACAUUCACAUCUUGGAAAUUAUAUAUAUUUACUCUGGAAAUUUUGGAUAUACAACAAGGCAGUUUUUUUUUGGAUUUUGGAAAUAAUUAUAUGAAAUACUUCUCUGCAACUAGUUUGAAUCUUGGAGAUAUUUACCAUUACUGUUAUUUUAACAAAAUUCAAGGUUGUUUAUUAAACUCUUGUUGGCUAUAAGUUGGCUGUGCCUCAAGUCAUUAAGAAGAAGAAGAAGAAGAUAUUGUUAAUGAUUGUUGAUGGAUUUCUUAUUUUUCAAGUAAAAAUAAUUUAUAAUUAAAAAAUUGUACUUAAUUUACAAAAGCAAAAUUUAUGAAUACGAAGAUAACUACUAUACUGAGGAUUGAAAUCUCAAUUAAUAAAAAAUGCCAAAAGCUUUCUAUCCAAAUGAAUGUUACGUUUGUGGAGUGACAACAUCUCUAAGAAGAUGCAGCCGCUGUCAUUUAAUAUCCUAUUGUGGUGAAGUACAUCAAAAAAAUGAUUGGACAUCGCAUAAAACAUUUUGCUCAGUAAUAUCGAUGAUAAUGAGAAUUAAUGAUUUAUCACAUCUCUAUGAAAAUUCAAAAGGAUUCACAUCACAAAAAUGGAUUCAAGAACGAAUGAAUAUGAUUAAACAUGUCUCUUCAUUAUUGGAUCGUAAUAUUCAAAUUAAUGAAAUACAAAUGUUAACAUUUCCACGUUCAUGCAUUGUUUGUCACGAUACAAAACAGGAGAAUUUAACAAAUUGUCCCCAUUGUCCAUUGAUAUCAUUUUGUAAAUUACAUUCAAAUACAUUGCGUCACAAUGAAGAAUGUUUAAAAAUAAAUGCCUGUUAUAAUUUUGAAAUUGAUUGUGACAAUUUUCGUGAACGUGCAUUUACAUUAAUUUACAAAAUUUUAGAUUCACAGCAAAUGGAAUUAUUAAAAAAACCAACAACUAUUGACGAUUAUUUAAAUCAAAUUCUCGAUCAUUCACUAAAUAUUGAUGAUAAAAUGAAAAAAUAUCUUGCGGCAAUUUUAGCUCCCUCUUUAACUAUUUUCAAUUCUAUUGAAAAAUUAAAUUAUCAACCAUCAACAAAAUUGACAAUAAACAUUAAUACUCGCGAUAAUCUCAAUACAUUUCCUCAACAUUGGGAAAUUUUACUUCAUUUAUUGCCAAAUUUAAAAUAUUUAAAAAUAAUUCUCGAUAACGAUGAUACAAUUACAAUAAGAGAUGAUGUUUCACUUUGCAAAAAAUGUACAACAAUGAAACGAAAAUUAAUAACAAAAACAUUGAAUGAAGAGAAUUGUGAUGAUUUUGGAAAAUUUGAUUUAUCAUUUUUUUCCAAUUUAAAUGUACCGGAUAAUUGGGAUAUUGAAUGGGAAUUGGUUAAUAAUGUUUGGAAAUUAUUUAAUUGUCCAAUAAUUUUUAUGAUAAGCACAGAAAUUCAAAUGAAACGUUUAAAAAAUAAAUUGAAACACGACAAUUAUUGGAAACAAUUAAUUUGUUUUGAUGGUUCUAAUGAUUUUGCACCAGCAACUCCAUAUCGUUCAACAGACGAUUGGACAAUUGUGGAAGAUAAAAAAUAUUUAUUAAUUUUAAAUACCACUGCUUCAAUUCAGAAAAAAAUUCCAAAAAAUUUAUCAAAAACAAAAUCUGAAACAAAUUCAUCAAAUAAAAUUUCAUCGUUAAAUAAGAAUGAAAUUAAAAUAAAGGAGAAUAAUGUUAAAAAAGAUGAAAUUCCAUUGGGAAUUAAUGCUGAAAAUUCAAUUGAAAAUAAAUUUUCAAUAAAUAAUGAAAAAAUGGGAGAAAAAAUAAUUAAUGAAAAUAUUAAUUACAUGGAAAUUAAAAAUCUCAAUGAAACAUUAAUAAAAAAUACAUUACUUCUUCAAGAGCAAAUUGAUAAUAUUAUUAAAGAAAAUAUAAAUCUCAAGGAAGAAAAUCAACGUCUAAAAAAUGAGAUUUCGAAAAAUUAAUUAAGAAUUAACUAU
This is a messenger RNA of Leptopilina boulardi, 2177 nucleotides long. RefSeq lists its product as uncharacterized. The transcript has 3 exons. The coding region runs from base 594 to 2162 and encodes 522 amino acids. The record is from RefSeq and is a predicted model, not a curated record. Lineage: Eukaryota; Metazoa; Arthropoda; Insecta; Hymenoptera; Figitidae.